Messenger RNA from Chrysochloris asiatica (Cape golden mole), 1695 nucleotides. It is a transcript of the gene LMOD3, whose product is annotated as leiomodin 3 (fetal). Gene Ontology annotation, cellular component: myofibril; striated muscle thin filament. NCBI's taxonomy places the organism in Eukaryota, Metazoa, Chordata, Mammalia, Afrosoricida, Chrysochloridae. The transcript is spliced from 3 exons. The coding region runs from base 1 to 1695 and encodes 564 amino acids. Gene Ontology annotation, biological process: muscle contraction; myofibril assembly; pointed-end actin filament capping. The record is from RefSeq and is a predicted model, not a curated record. Gene Ontology annotation, molecular function: tropomyosin binding.
AUGUCAGAACACAGCAAGAACUCAGAUCUUGAAGAAUUCUUGGAUGUGGAGCUUGAUGAAGAUGAGAUCUUGGCCAACUUGUCCCCUGAAGAGCUUAAAGAACUGCAGUCUGAAAUGGAAGUUAUGGCGCCUGAUCCCAGGCUUCCUGUGGGAAUGAUUCAGAAAGAUCAAACUGACAAGCCACCCACAGGAAACUUUGACCAUAAAUCUCUUGUUGACUAUAUGUAUUGGAAAAAGGCCUCCAGACGCAUGCUGGAAGACGAACGCGUUCCUGUCACCUUUAUGUCAUCUGAGGAAAACACACAAGAACAACAUGAAGAAAUAGACAAACGCAAUAAAAAUUUGUCCCAGUUUUUAAAAGAGAAGCUCAACAGUGAAAUAACUGCAAAUAAAAGAGAAUCAAAGAAUGCCAACCUUGUCCAAGAAACAAAUAAUAAUGAAAAUGAAGACGAUGAAGGAGAUGAAGACGAUGAAGACGAUGAAGAUGACGAAGACGAUGAAGACGAUGAAGAUGGAGAAGAUGACGAAGAAACAAAAACAGAGGGUUUAGCAAAGGAACAAAUUAGAAAUGGUGAGAGCAUCUGCCAACCAAUAACUAAUAAAGCAUUCGAAAGACAGAAAGUCAAACCAGAGGCUCAAGAAAAAAGUGAGAAAAAAAUAUCAAAAUUAGACCCUAAGAAGUUAGCUUUAGAUACAAGUUUUCUGAAGGUAAGUGCAAGGCCUUCAGGAAACCAAACAGACCUGGAUGGAAGUUUGAGGCGAGUUAGGCAAAAUGAUCCUGAUAUGAAGGAACUCAACCUGAACAACAUUGAAAAUAUCCCCAAAGAAAUGUUACUGGACUUUGUCAAUGCAAUGAAGAAAAACAAACACAUCAAAGCCUUCAGUUUAGCAAAUGUGGGUGCUGAUGAGAACGUAGCGUUUGCUUUGGCUAAUAUGUUACGUGAAAACAGGAGUAUUACCACUCUCAACAUUGAGUCCAAUUUCAUCACAGGUAAAGGAAUUGUAGCCAUCAUGAGAUGCCUCCAAUUUAAUGAGACGCUCACAGAACUGCGCUUUCACAACCAGAGGCACAUGCUGGGUCACCAUGCUGAAAUGGAGAUCUCUAGGCUUUUGAAGGCAAACAGCACUCUCAUCAAGAUGGGCUACCAUUUUGAACUUCCAGGUCCCAGAAUGGUGGUCACCAAUCUGCUGACCAGAAAUCAAGAUAAACAAAGGCAGAAAAGACAAGACGAACAAAAGAAGCAGCAACUCAGAGAGCAGAGACAGUUAAUAGCCAUGUUGGAGAACGGGCUGGGGCUGCCUCCUGGUAUGUGGGAGAUGCUAGGCGGACCAAUGCCAGAUCCCAGAAUGCAGGAAUUUCUCCAGCCUCCUUCGGGACCUCCCAACUCGAAAGCAGGCCCCUUUAGUCGGCGGAAUGAAAUGAAAAGUCCUUCACAGCCUCAGCAGUACAAGACAGACCCUGACUCCUUUCGGGUGGUAAAGUUGAAACGAAUGCAGCGUAAAUCUCGGAUGCCAGAAGCCAGAGAAGCUCCGGAGAAAACCAACCUCAAAGAUGUGAUCAAAACACUGAAACCUGUGCCGAGAAAUCGACCUCCUCCCUUGGUGGAGGUCACGCCUAGAGAUCAACUCUUGAAUGAUAUUCGACACAGCAACGUUGCAUAUCUUAAACCUGUAAGUAGACGGAGGGAGACAUAG